UCUCCCUCUUCAUGCAUUGCCAUCAACCAAACCAUUCCUUCCUCCUUCACUUUUAUAUUAUAUACAUUAAUUAAUUAAUUUUCAUCUUCUUCAAUAUUUCAUUUGCAACUUGCACUCUCACAGUGGUCUCUACCUCUCACUAGAGAGAGACCUCUGUUGUUUCUUUUGCUAUCUACUUCCAAAGUUACUAUGACCAUGAAGAUAGAAGAAGAAAGUAUGGUGAAUAAAAAGCAAGGCAUAGUCACUAUUUUAAGCUGUGAAAGUGACACUAAUUUGACAGCUUCUUCUCUUAGAAGAACUCUAUCAGCUGACAUGUCUUCAAAGAAAUGGAUUCCUCAAAAUGAAUCCAUUAACCCCAUCAAAAAGAUUGCAUCAUCUCAACAACUCUUUCAGUUGUCAGAUGAUUACAAAGAAACUAAGAUUGCUGAUGAAGCUGAAGCUGAGAGAGAGAGGCUAGAGAUUUGGAGUUCAAUCCAACGUAACAAAAAUGAAGAGCAACAAAAAGGUGGGUCAUUUGAUACUUGGAGCUCACUCAUGUCUUUGAAGACUAAUGAUGAAAUUUCCAAAUCUCUUCCUCCUUAUAUUCACCCUCUUGCGAAGAGGACGAAAAGUUCUUUGUCUCGAAAGAGCCUUGAAAUUUGCACUGAGAGUCUCGGAUCUGAGACUGGUUCUGAUGGGUUGGUGUCAUCUAAUUCUGCAUCUGAAUCAGGAGAUGCAGAAGAAGAUCAACAACAACCACAAGAAGAAGUCAAAAAAGUCAAAGAAGACGAAGAUGAAGAAGAAGAAGAAGUGGUGGAAGUGGUAAGGUAUAAUUAUAGUAGUGUUGCUACUACUAAGAAGUUGCACUCACCACCACGAUCUUUUCCUCCACCACUUCCAUCACUCUCUCGCCAAGAUGGCCCUUCACUUCACAUGAGGCCACACCGCGACAAUGGAAGAUUAGUUUUAGAAGCAGUGUCUCUUCCUUCGCUGAACAAUUUCUGUGUUCGGCGUCAGGAUGGUAGACUUGUCCUCACUUUCGCUAAUCAAAACGAAGAUGUUGAAAAUGAAAAAGAAAAUGAUGGCGUUGGUGAGUUGGAUGAGGAAUUUGAAGGAUUCGGAGAAGAAAAAGAAGAUGAAGACAAAUAUGAAGAUGAAGAUGAAGACGAAGAUGAAGAAAAUGGAGAAUAUGAGAGUUUAAUAGAGAAAGUGACGUUAAUGUCUUGUUGCAAAACUACUAUAAAGAGAAGUGUUGAUGGAAUAGGAUCUUAUAAUAAUAACAAAGUGAAUAAGCCAAUUGGAUUAGUGAAUAGGAAUCCAAAGUGGUCAAAGAAGUUGAAUAAUGAUGAAGAAGUGGAUAACAACAAUUUUGAAGAGGAAAAUGUUCAAGUUGUGGAAGCUAGUCAAAUGGUGAAAUCACUUCCACCUAGACCAAGAGUUGCUAGAUUGAUUCCAUCACCACAAGGUGUAGCUCCAAAUUCAUUCAAUUUAAAUUCUUAUCAACAUUAUUGGAGGACCACAAACCCAACAACAACAACAACAAAAGGUGCUAAUUAUCCACUUGGCCAUUAUCAAGAGAAUAACAUCAUCAACAACAACAACAAUAACAAGAUUGUUGUGUCUCCAAGGGAAAUGAACAUGAACAUGAACAUGAACCAUGUCUCAAAUGAGAAGCAACAACUUUUGGUUCUUAGAGGAAAGAAUGGUGAUUACUUGGUUCAUAAUUUGAAGAGUUGCAAGGAUUCAAGAAGGUCAUUUCUAUUUUGGGAACCAUAUUGCAUUGCUACCUCUUGAGCUUAAUACACUCAACAAAAACUCUAUUACUACUACUACUAUACUACUAUUUGCUAAUUAAUCCAACAACAUAUCCAUUGCUUAAAUUAUAACACUAUUUAAUUAUUCCAUGUGUAUCCUUUUUAUUAUUAUGCCUACUCUGUUCAACUCUUUGUAAUGUAGUGUAGUCAAAUAAAAAAAAAGGGAAAGUCAGAGAAAGGGAUAGUGAGAAUUAUUACUACUUCAUUUGUAACAUCUGAAAAAUGACUUGAACAGUGUCAUAUCAUAUUAAUAUAUCUAUCUACUACUCUAUGCUAUUA
Molecule: messenger RNA, 2072 nt
Organism: Cicer arietinum (chickpea)
Lineage: Eukaryota; Viridiplantae; Streptophyta; Magnoliopsida; Fabales; Fabaceae
Product: protein FAF-like, chloroplastic
Source: RefSeq, a predicted model, not a curated record